AUGCCUCCUCAACCACUAGACGCGACGCCCGAGCAGAAGGCACAGGUCGGAGAAGAGGACAAGACUCCUAAACAACUACCUAAAGGCGUGGUCUUAGGCCCUGAUGGCAAGCCAUGUCGGUCAUGCACAUCCGUGUCCUCGUGGUUCGCCAUGGCAAAGCAGGGUACAGCGAAUCCUUCCAAGAUAGCCACCACAACACCGCCAGCGCAAGCAACCGCGUCUCUCGAUAUGCCAGCCGACUGCCCACCCGAUGUAGAACAGCUUGGUCGCUCAGCAUGGACUCUCCUCCAUACCAUGGCAGCAAGCUACCCAGAGAAGGCUUCACCUGAGCAGCAAAGAGAAACAACGACGUUUAUGCAACUGUUUGGCAAGAUGUACCCUUGCUGGGUAUGCGCAGACGACUUCAGAGCAUGGAUGAAGGACGGCAAUGAGCCGCGCGUGAGCAGCAGACAAGAUUUCGGACAAUGGAUGUGCGAGGCGCAUAACGCAGUCAAUGUCAAAUUGGGCAAGAAGUCGUUUGACUGUAGGAAAUGGGAAGAACGAUGGAGAACUGGCUGGAAGGACGGACGAUGCGGUUGA
Messenger RNA from Aureobasidium pullulans EXF-150, 579 nucleotides. RefSeq lists its product as uncharacterized. Lineage: Eukaryota; Fungi; Ascomycota; Dothideomycetes; Dothideales; Saccotheciaceae. The transcript is spliced from 2 exons. Gene Ontology annotation, molecular function: flavin adenine dinucleotide binding; flavin-dependent sulfhydryl oxidase activity. The record is from RefSeq and is a predicted model, not a curated record. Gene Ontology annotation, cellular component: mitochondrion. The coding region runs from base 1 to 579 and encodes 192 amino acids.